AUGGGAAAAGCAAAGGCAUUUUUUAAUCAGUUCACGAAUAGAAGAAAACUUAGUUAUAAAAGUGAAUCAAAAGAAGAAACGUCUCCUGGAAUACCCGCAUUCUUCCAUACGGUGACAUUUCGAACAAUGAUGUCCAACCCCAGUGCCAACAAAAAGUACCCUUUACCGAUGAGCAAGGAAGAAGAACUCAAUUGGAUCAAUGAUCAACAUUAUUUUCUUCGUCAUAUGUGGCAAGGGAAUUUUUCGGCACCUAUUAGCGAUCUAUUGACAAUGGGGGGAGCUAAAGUCCUCUAUGUUGGGUUCGAGUCAGAAAAAUGGCUGCUGGAUACGAGUAAAGAAUAUCCCAAUACAAAAUUUGUUGGGAUAAUCACAAAAGAUUUUUAUUCUUUAACUGAUGAUAAUAGUGAUUGUGAAGCCUUCUCCUUGACCAAUGCUACCUUCUAUAAUAUGAAUUUAUUGGAUGGGUUACCAUUCUCUGAUAAUGAAUUUGAUCUAGUUUUUGUUAGGAUGUAUGAUAAUCCUUUCACAGAACAAGAGUGGGAACAAAAUAUCAUCAAAGAAGUGGUCAGACUAACUAAGCGUGGUGGAUGGCUCGAGUUGAUGCCCACUGACAACAGAGUUUUUAACGCCGGACCCUCUUUAAAAUUAAAAAAUGUGGUAUGUGAAAAACUUCACAUGUUCUUGGCCAACACAAAUCAAAUAUCAUCACACUCGCAUCAGAUAAUGAUAAGACCUGUAGGCAGCUGGGGAAGGGAAUUUGGUGAACUUGGAGUCGCUUAUUUCAAGGGAUUGUCGGCUAAGCUCAAAUCAGAAGUCAUUGGCCACCUUGACAUGACAGAAGAGGAAUAUAAUGUUAUGAUGACAAAAAUGGAGGAAGAAUUCAAUUCUCUCAAAACGUAUAGUUUCUCUCACAGAUUUAUCGCCCAGAAAAAAUAG
Messenger RNA from Entrophospora candida, 936 nucleotides. NCBI's taxonomy places the organism in Eukaryota, Fungi, Glomeromycota, Glomeromycetes, Entrophosporales, Entrophosporaceae. The record is from the annotation of a GenBank genome assembly.